CGAUAAAUUGAAAACAUAACAUAUAGYUAAGAACGGAACGUUUCACUUAAAAAAUGUCGGUGUUUGAGUUGCAAGAAAAAGUGAACAAUAAAACAGUAAAUGCRUGUACCGUUACUCCUACGAUCUUUGCGCUAAACGACACAAGCAACAACAACAAAUGUGAGAAAACAAAAACAACAGAAAAACUCGACAAAACCUCAGCGCCAAACACAGUCAGUGCGCCGCCACCCGACAUCGUGCAACAAGUGUGCGGCAACUUCGGUCACUGGCAGCUGCGCACCAUACUGCUGAUCUUUCUUUGCAAAAUACCCUCCGCCUGGUUCAUGGCUUGCAUCAUCUACACCGCGCCCACACCGAAGAAAGGCGACUACUACUGUCGUCCGCCGGCGCUUUUGAAUCUCAGCCGAGGCUCGUUGACGGCCGACACGCCCGCCUGGGUGCGCGUGUCACAUCCGGUGUCCGACGAACGUGGCACCGAUCGCCGCUUCUAUUUGGAUGCGUGCAAUAUUUACGAGGAGCACUUGCAACGGGAUUUCAUCGCCAAUCAUGCCAACUAUACGAAUCCGUUCGAGCAGCCCGAUGUGGUGCGUGAGGCGAAUGGUUCGUUGAAGUUGAAGGUGAAUGUGUUGCCCUGCGAGCAUUUCGAGCAUAACUCCGAUUACAAAUCGUUGGUGUCGCAGUUUGAUUUGGUGUGUUCACGUCAAUUGUUGAUAUCGAUGACGCAGUCAUUUCAUGGUUUGGGCGCCUUCAUCGGUGGACUGGUGGCGCGUCACGCGCUGAAACAUGUGAGUCCUCGGCGUCUAAUGCUUGUCGGCAUGUUUUUCCAAGUCUUCUGUGGCUGCAUUACUGGCUUGGUGACAAAUUUCCAACUGCACAUUUAUUUCCGCUGCUUAACCUCCAUCGCCUGUACCGUUAUCAUGUCUGCUGGCCAGGUUAUAUUAAUGGACAUUACAGACGGGCGUGCGAAAACCAUCGUCACCACGCUUUCUGAGUUAUUCUGGGGCAUUGGACUUAUACUGCUGCCGGGCAUAUCAAUAUUUUUCGAUAGCUGGAGUUAUUUGUAUGUGGCAAUAUCGGCUUCGGUGCUUAUUUUGAUAUUUGUGCACAGAUGGAUAGCCGAUUCGCCACGCUGGYUGCUAAGUUGCGAUAAAUUAGAUCAAGCGCUCGAACAGGUACUAAAUUCGGCCACACUUAAUCAUCGAUCCAUACCAUUAGAUCUGGAGGAAAAGUUGGCGCAUCAAGCGAAGCACUUACAACAAGAAGCCACUACAACACCUCGCUAUUGGUCCAUUUGGGAUAAGACCAUUGAACGUCAGUAUAUCUGCUGCGUGCACAUCGCGUGGGUCGGCGCUAUUAUUCUGCAUAAUGUCACGCUCCUGAUGAUUCGAACCAUGGGCACGGAGUAUAUACAUGUCAACACCGUUUGCUUAGGUCUGUCCGAGGUGGUCGGCAUCUUUAUUGGUCUCUAUUUGAUACUCUACACCAGACGUCGUUGGCUGUGGUGUGGUCAGCUGUUGACCUUAGCGGGCGCCGUUACCUUUCUAAUCUGGACCGUGCCGAAUACGUUAAAACCAAGUCGCCGUGUCGGUUUCGAAAUGAUCUUCUGGAUGUUUUUGAAGUUUGCAACUGCAGUUACUUUCGCCGUGCUUGCUACGUGUACCGGCGAAAUCGUUUCGUCCGAGAAAAGUGCCACUUUGAUGUACUCUGUUGUGACGCAUAGUCGCUUUUGGUUAAUCUUUGGUCCCUCUGUAGCGGUUACAAUUCAAUUUCACAAYUUAAUCCCCAUCACAGUCUUAGCUUCUUUGGCAGUCGUUACGGGGUUACUGCUUUGCUUCCUCAAUCGUGCCUUCUGGAAUAUGGAAAAACCGCGCGUUUCCAAAGUACUAACGCCGAAGACAUAUCGACGCAGUUCGUCGGCUGAGCUUUUACGACGCACUUCACUUGGUACGAAAUCUGAAUUUUACGACAAUUCUUUAACGAUAAGCAUAGCCGAUCUGUGGUUGGUGAAUUCGCAAUUCGAAACCAUAACGGAACAAGAAGUUGCAGGUACACCAAAGGAGAAGUAUGAGAGAGAAAGGGAGAUCGAGAAGCGAAUAUCCGAAGAGCAUUUGUAAGCAUUGUAGUGCACACAGGGUGUUCUCCUCACAUAGCUAAAAUAUUUGUCAAUCGAGUUUUCUAAUAUCAAUUCCUUGCUACUAAUGUCUUCUACUUAUUCACUGGCGUAGACACCGCUUCCGUGGCUAUAGUUGGACUAAAAACAGCGCGCCAGUCGUUUCUUCUAUUCGCUCCUUGGCGUCAAUUCAAAAUACCAAGUGCAACCAGAUCCUUUUCUACUUAUUCUUUCCAACAGAGUGGAGUCCUUUUUUUUUAUUGGCCUGGCCAGCGUAGCCGUUGACUCUUAAUUCGCUGGACUGUGCCGAAAUCGUCAUAUAUCUCGUACAGCUCAUCGUUCCAUCGACUGCGCUAUUCGCCGUUGCCAAAGCGCAAAGGAAAAACCUUUCUCUCGAACAUCCCUAAGACCGACUCAUCAGCUGAUGUCAUUAUUGCAGGGCAUGAAUGAUGUUUUUACUGCUUCUAAGAUUGAUGAAAUUAUUUACGACUUCAGCUUGCACAGUCGUAUUAACUUUSCGGGGAUUAUUUUUUCCAGAACUAGAUUGAUUGAUCACACAUUUARGCAGUUUCAAUGCCUGAAAUCUCGCUUGGUAUCUGACGGAGCUAUUGGUUUUGCUCAAUGUCAGCUUACACAAAGGUAUUAGCAUUGCGGUUUACCAAGUUCAGACUAUUAAUAUGCGAGGUAGGCUUUCUUUCUACUGUGAUAUUUCAGUCGCCAAMGUACCAGCUGUUCUUUCGACCUCUCCGUUCCACAGUUCCCUUAUGCCRAGUUGCUAAUGAGUGCCCUCAGAUAGCACGAGUGCAAGUCGAGUAAAAGCCAUUUAGCUGUCAGUUGUGAUUAUAGCUUCUCGCCGCUUGUUUCAAGACCGACGCCCGCUCGCAGCCAGCAUCUUUGGUACACRGACGCAGCAAUUASACUUCAGCGAUYMCUUAAACUAUAUAUGUACAUAUGUCGGAGUGGCUGCGCUGUUGCUUYCUCUCUUCCUCUCUGUUAUUCGUCAUCCCAGCCUCCACACGGAUUGGCUACCGCAUCUCACAAAAUGGUUGCUCACAUUUUCAGGGUGGCGACGAGUACGCAAAAGUAAGAAUUGGAUACAGCCUUACGACUUAGCUGCUUACAGAGAAAUAUGACUACACCUCAUUACACACCAAUUGUCGAUUUAAAAAGUUUAGGUGGCGAUUAAAGACCAAUCCAAAGCAAUCAAAGUUUAUAUGUUAGGUCUUCGACCACGAGUUAAGCAAUUGAAAGAAUGAGACUGAAAACCUGGCUUACAUAAUUUUUAAGAAACACCUGAAUGCACUUGUAUUAGAUAUGUAUGUAUAGAUUAGAAGC
This is a messenger RNA of Bactrocera latifrons, 3445 nucleotides long. Its product is annotated as solute carrier family 22 member 3. Lineage: Eukaryota; Metazoa; Arthropoda; Insecta; Diptera; Tephritidae. Gene Ontology annotation, biological process: transmembrane transport. Bases 54 to 2114 code for a protein of 686 amino acids. The transcript has 6 exons. Gene Ontology annotation, molecular function: transmembrane transporter activity. The record is from RefSeq and is a predicted model, not a curated record.